Molecule: messenger RNA, 2029 nt
Organism: Cloeon dipterum
Lineage: Eukaryota; Metazoa; Arthropoda; Insecta; Ephemeroptera; Baetidae
Product: oocyte zinc finger protein XlCOF6-like
Exons: 3
Coding region: 230-1843 (537 amino acids)
Biological process (GO): regulation of transcription by RNA polymerase II
Cellular component (GO): chromosome
Molecular function (GO): chromatin insulator sequence binding
Source: RefSeq, a predicted model, not a curated record
AAACUAUAAUUGCUCAAAAAUUUCAUUCUCCUUGUCGCACACACCACUGCGAACGGGGGCGGAGGUGUUGGUUCUGCUUGUAAACACACAUGGCUUGGCUUCGCCGGACGAUAUGCGAGCAGCAAGUUCCGCGUAAAAAAUUUGCUUGUUUACUUUACUAUUGUCGAGGCGACCCAAUCAGGAACUGGGCAUAGGAAUUUAACGGUGAAAACCAUUUUUGGGUGGAGACAUGGAGAGACAUUGCAGAACCAGAAGCUUGAGGAGUCGAGAGAUGCAGCCGCCAAGAGUCGGAGAAGCGAAACCUGCCAUUCAAAAGCCGCUGUGCAGACUGUGCGAGUGUCCGACGUCGGACGGCCACGUCCUCGCGUCGCAGGUGGACAGGUUCAAGCUGAGGAAAUGGGCCAUGGAGGUCAUGAACCUGACGGAAGAAGACGAAAACCUGCCGGAAGUGGUUGAAGAAGACGCUUUGAUCUGCUAUUUUUGCAUCUGGCAGGCAGAGUUUGGGGAUGAGUCCGGAGACGAGGCUGUGGCUUGGUGGCCGGAAAACCUUGAUUUGGAAGAAAACGCUAGGGUGUUGCGGGAGAAUUAUUCAGUUGGAGAAGUAGAACAGUGCUGGGUGCAGUUGGAAGAGGUUGAUCUUGCCGAGUACGAAAAGGAAAUCCCUAAGAAAAAGAAAUGCGUCAGUGGAGUUUGUCUUUACUGCGGCAACAGAUUCGAACGACUGAUGGGUCACGUCAAAGCUAUGCACAAAGAAGCCAUCAAAUGCGGAAUUCGGGGCUGCACGACUUACUUUCACACCGAGGAGGAAAAAGAGCAGCACAUGCAGCAUGAUUGUCAUAAAAAACGUGAGAAACCAAACGAAAGCAGCAAAAUUAGUUGCAAAUUUUGUAAAGACAGCAAAUUGUACUCCUCAAGAACAUUGUGGAAGCGGCACAUGAGACGCAUGCAUCCAGAACUGGUGGCGUGCACGCGUUUAGGCUGCAUUGAGUAUUUCAAAUCCAAGUCUGAAAUGCUUCUCCAUGUCGACUCGUGGCACAAACAAGACACAAAUCUUUUCGAGUGCAAGCAAUGCGAAUUUUUCUCCAACUCUAAAUUCGUGAUGAGAAAUCACCAACUGUCGAAGCACAAGCCCAAGAUGUUCAAAUGCGACAGUUGCGACGCCAAAUUCGGCUCAAAACAGUUGGUGAAUAGGCACUUCAAAAAAUUCCAUACUUUCGACGUGUGCAAAUCUUGUGGCCAGGACGUUUCUGUCGGGUACAUGCCAACCCACAGAAGGCCAUCGGCUUGCUCCAAAUGCAAACUCAAAUUCACGUGCUCGGGUUUGUAUCAAUCGCAUUGGAAGAGCUGCAAACAAAACCCCUACAGUUGCAAGGAGUGUGGAGAAUCGUUCAACGAGCGUGGGAAAUUGUAUCGCCACGUGAAAAAAUUUCACACUCUUCGCAUAACUAAGUUACGCUGCGACCAUUGCGACUAUUCUACAAUUACUAAGAGCCACAUGUUGUGGCACAUGCAAUGCAAUCAUCUUCCAAAGACGAUUAAGUGUGCGGAUUGCAACAGAUUGUUUGGUUCUGAAUCAAUUCUCAAUAAUCACAAGUACAAGAUGCACGAGUACGUUCAUUGCGCUGAAUGUGCCCAGGAGAUAAUCCGUCAAAACAUGUUUAAUCACCUGAUCAUCAAGACUUGCCGCCACUGCGAGUGCAAAUUCAAGUGCCAAGGACUUUUGGAAAAGCAUGGCUGUCUGAAUCUGCAGAGCAAUAAUUUCUAUUGUGACAAGUGCCCGAAAUUUUAUAGCAAAAAGUUAUGUUUGUAUUCUCAUAUUGUCACGAAGCACAUUGAUGUCUAAUUAAAAUUUUCACGUAUUGAAUUGUAAAAAUUUACCAGAAAAUAGUCCCUUUUACGCGGUUAUGUUGCUACAGUUUGAAUUUUGGUAUAGGUGUUUUGUGUAAAAUAUCUGAAUAUUAAUUAUUUUGUAUCUACAAAUGUAUUAUUCAUUAUUCAAAUAACAAUAAAAUAUAUCCUUUUCUUUUUA